AUUAAGGUGAUGCAGAUGUGGUAUGAGAAGCUGUAGAACAUUCUAAAACGCGUAUUCUGAGGCACAGUAGCGGUAAUUAAAUGGUCGUUUAAAGUUGGUGUUAUUCACAGACACUUUUUGUGGUUCUUAGAGCAGCAGUCAUCAUUCACAGGUAUAGUUGCCAGUGUGAAUCUUGCAGGGAUGAGUGGGUCAGUAACCAAGGUUACAACCAAAACCAAUAUGAAAAUCACAGAGGAUCAACCUGCAUCAGAAUUUUCAUCUAAAACAGACACAUCAGAUUUUACUGCAGGAAAUAUACAACAUCAAGAAGAUCAGUACAGGUCUACAGCCAAACUUAGCCAUGAAAAUUCCCAGGAAGACUUUAUCAAACAAAUGCACUUUUCAACCCCAGAAAAGACAGAAUGUGAGUGGAGCAAUGAGAAAACAGUGGAAGUUAAGGUUAUCAGACAGUCAUUGCCUCAACCACAAUAUUCUGCCUGGAACUUUAAAGAUAGUGAAAUGCUGAAACUGGAACAUGAUAAACAGUCUGAUGUAGAUGAUAUGCUAAAAGAAACUGGAAUACUGAGCACAUCGCUGCCUCCACAUAUGACAAAAAGAGAAGUUUCUACAACUGCGGUUUCCACAGUACAGCCAACAUGGAAGGCAAACUGUAAUUGUCAACAUGAACAUCUGAGCGGUUGUAACAGUCUGGAUAGAGCCCCUUUAAUCACUGUGUCAGUACAAACGCAAACUGAAUGGAGCUGGCUAAAUCAGCCGCAUUUCCCACAUUUAAAUGAUGUAACAACGAUUAAUACUUACGGAAUUACAGAAGCACCAGAAUUAGGACAUGAACAUUUGAAAGUACAGCAUGAAUCUACUGAUGAAUCAAAAAGUGACAUACCAAUACUGUCUGCCACCUCAUGUUCUAAGUUUGAAGAUAUUCUUUAUCAGAAUAUAUCUGGAGAAGAAUUUCAGAUUGAUGUUGGUCUUCCUGCCAUUCUUUCCUACAGAGCUGAAUCUGGACAGAGCUCCAAAGACUUUCAUGUUGUAAGUGAAGAAAUAAAUGACUCUAUUCUCUUAUCAUGGUCUACUGCGAAACAUUAA
Protopterus annectens (West African lungfish) is the source of this 1083-nucleotide messenger RNA. RefSeq lists its product as uncharacterized. The record is from RefSeq and is a predicted model, not a curated record. The transcript has 6 exons. NCBI's taxonomy places the organism in Eukaryota, Metazoa, Chordata, Ceratodontiformes, Protopteridae. Bases 181 to 1083 code for a protein of 300 amino acids.